AUGGAUUCAUCAUAUUUAUCGCAGGAAGAGUUGUUAAGUAAUCAAUAUCCUACAACUGAUAUAGUACCGAAUAUAUUCAAUCAACCAAUGACUAAGACUAAUACACAAAUAUUAGAAGUGAAACAUAUCCCCAGUGGUGAAGAUGAUACGAUAAAAAUUAAUAAAUGUAAAGAAAAUAAGAAAAAAAUUGUUGUUGAAAAUAUGGAAAUUUUACAAUAUUUAAUAAAUUCAUUAGGUGGUAAAGAUAAAUUAGCUAAAAUAUUAAAAUAUAUUCUUCAAAUUAUUAAUUUAUUUAUAUCGAAUGUCUUAAAAAAUUAUAAAAGAAAAAAUUUAAAUACUAAUGAUCUUAUCAUACGUUAUAGUUUUUUAAAAAAUUUGAAAAACAUUCUAUUAAAACCAAAUUUUUUCGUUUAUAUUUUAUCAUCAAAGAUUAAUAAGAAUUUAGGUUAUGUUAUAGAUCAAUUAGGUACUUAUAGAUAUAUUCUAAGAUUUGGUAAUAGUCCAUUUUUAAUUUAUAAAAUGAUUGAAAAAAUUAAAAAAAUUUGGUGUUACGAUAAUAAAUUAAUAACAUUUCAAGAAAAUUUAAUAAAUUUAUUUGGUAAUGAAAAUGCCUUUAGAGAUAUUUUAAAUUUAUAUUAUACUAUUUGUGAUGAAUUGGUAUUAUUAUAUAAAUUUAAAUUAUGGUCAAAUCCAAUCUUAUUUGAAACAAUAUCAAGACAUGAAAGUUGGACGUGGCAAGCUGAUAUUAUAUUCAGUUUAAAAGAUUUAUUUAUUAAAUUAACAGAUUUACAAGAUAAAGAAUUAGAAUACACUAUUCAAUUACAAGUUAAAGAACGUGCAACUCAAUUAUAUACAAAUAAUAACAAUCAUUUAUCUCCAGUAAGGCAAAAAUUAUUACAUGAUUUGAAAAAUUUAAAUGAUUGCGAUAAUGAAAAUUUAAUUAUUAAAAGAAAAUUAAAUCAAAUAAAACUUGAUAAACGUUUAGUACAUUUGGAUAUUUUAAAAUUGUCAUUUGAUGCAUCUGCUAAUUCAAUAGAUUUGUUCAAUGUUAAGACUCCUCCGAUCGUAUACCCAUUAUUAUCAUUAGGUUCAGGUAUUACAAGUUUUAUAAAAAUGUGGAAACAAGCUAAAAAUGAUAUUAUUAAGGAGAAACAAAAUUUAUGA
This is a messenger RNA of Maudiozyma saulgeensis, 1164 nucleotides long. The record is from the annotation of a GenBank genome assembly. Lineage: Eukaryota; Fungi; Ascomycota; Saccharomycetes; Saccharomycetales; Saccharomycetaceae.